ACUCUUCAAGUACGUAUGAUGACCGAUGACAGUGCGAUGACCUUAUAAGGCCGUAGGUCAGCCCAGGCUGGCCUUCCGAAUCCCAGAAAUUCACUCUCAUGUCUACUUCAGCGACAGAAGUUCCCAGUACCGAUACGUUGCAAGCAGAAAUUGCUCGUCUCAAGCUCGAAUUGGACGCUUUGCGCCCCAAGGAUGGUUCCACCGAAGAAAUUUACAUUGGGAACUAUCUGUUGACAAGGCUUGAGCAGUUGGGCGUAACGUCGAUGUUCGGCGUUCCAGGAGACUUCAACCUAGGAUUCUUGGACCUUGUCGAGGAUCACCCUAGUAUCGACUGGGUUGGAAAUUGUAAUGAACUCAACGCUGCCUACGCAGCUGAUGGCUAUGCUCGAGUAAAGGAAGGCAGUCUUGGUGUCGUUUUGACUACAUUUGGAGUUGGCGAAUUAUCCGCCAUCAAUGGUAUCGCGGGUGCUUUUUCAGAGAUGGUUCCUGUUCUUCAUAUUGCGGGAGUGCCUAGUACUGCUCAACAGAAGGUGAAACCAAUGUUACAUCAUACGCUCGGAGAUGGACGAUAUGAUGCAUAUACCAAAGCCGCUGAACAGUUCACCAUUGCCCAAGCCCUUUUGACCAAUAAAGAAACCGCAGCGGCAGAAAUCGAUCGAGUUCUUACUGAAUGCAUCUUGCGUGCUCGGCCCGUAUACCUUACUCUCCCUACCGACCUCGUUUACACCAAAAUAUCAUCCGCACGCCUUAAAAUCCCGAUAUCUCGCCUACCGCCUGCCAACGAACCAGAUGAAGAAGCUUUUGUUCUAGAUGAAAUUAUGAAGAUGGUAGAGACGGCCGAUGGAGAUAUUAUUAUUCUCGUGGACGCAUGUGCUAUCCGGCAACACGCUCGACAAGAGGUCAAAGACCUGGUACGGAAAACGCAACUUCCUGUCUAUGCGGCACCUAUGGGGAAGGCGGUGAUUAACGAGAGCUAUGAGAGAUAUGGUGGGAUAUAUGUAGGGUCUAUUAGCCGACCGGAGAUCAAGGAACGAGUGGAAUCGGCAAAACUCAUCCUGUCUGUCGGGUCGUUGAAAAGUGAUUUCAAUAGCGGAAACUUCACAUACCGCAUUCCUACCUCGCGAACUGUAGAGCUACAUUCAUCGUGGACGAACGUUAAAUAUGCGAACUUCCCUGGAAUUGGAAUGAAACAGAUUCUUCCCAAGCUCACAGAUCGUCUUCAGAGGUAUGCUGAACGAGCCAACGCGAUUACGGUUCCCCGCUUUGUUUCUCCUAUUCCACAGGAAGACACGAAAGAAAUCACGCAUGCCUGGUUCUGGCCUCGGUUGGCGACAUUCUUUAAAGAAAAGGAUGUUGUGGUAGCGGAGACAGGGACAUCUUCAUUUGGGAUAUUGGAUGUUCCUUUACCUCAGAAUGCAAUGUUUGUCAGCCAAAUUCUCUGGGGCAGUAUAGGGUGGACUGUUGGGAGCACACUUGGAGCUGCCUUGGCUGCAAAGGACGUCAAUUUGGGUAGGACUAUCCUGUUCAUUGGAGACGGAAGCUUGCAGUUAACUGUUCAAGAAUUAUCCACCAUGUUACGAAAGGGCUUAACGCCCAUCAUUUUCGUACUCAACAACAGCGGAUACACGAUCGAAAGAUUUUUGCAUGGGAAGACCAGGAAAUAUAACGAUAUAUCGAACUGGGACUGGACAGCUCUUCCUUCUGUUCUCGGAGACGUUGAUCGAGUCAAAUCGAAAACCUACACAGUCAAAGAUAAAGACGAGUUGGACCGGUUAUUGCUAGACGAUGAUUUCGGAGUACAGAAAGCAAAGGAAGUCCUUCAACUGGUGGAAGUCAUCAUGCCGAUGCAUGAUGCACCGAGGGCGUUGAAAUCACAAGCAGAAAUGAGUGGAAAAACGAACCAAUACGUGCUCGAAAUGAGAGGGGACCUGUAAUCUCCAAAAUAGCGUGUCCUCUACGGAUUGAUGUAAUAUAGAGGCUUCUGUCUGAUAUAUUCAGUUUGUG
This is a messenger RNA of Marasmius oreades (fairy-ring Marasmius), 2004 nucleotides long. RefSeq lists its product as uncharacterized. The transcript has 11 exons. Gene Ontology annotation, molecular function: magnesium ion binding; thiamine pyrophosphate binding; carboxy-lyase activity. Lineage: Eukaryota; Fungi; Basidiomycota; Agaricomycetes; Agaricales; Marasmiaceae. The record is from RefSeq and is a predicted model, not a curated record. Bases 99 to 1934 code for a protein of 611 amino acids.